CUUUAUCUAGAAGCCACAGAAGCAGUUUCAUUGGACAGUCCAGAGAGGGAUUCAGUACUUUCAGCAGAACCUACUCCUUCAAUCACUUCUGUAACACCUACUACAUCAGUAGCUCCCAGAAUGGAAUCGAAAAGUGUAACAGCCCCUGUGAUUUUUGAUAGAUCCAGAAAAGAGAUUGAAGAGGAAGCAAAUGGAGAUUUGCUUGAUAUAGAAAUCAGUGUAUCAGACCCAGAGAAAGUUGGGGAUGGCAUGAAUGCUUAUAUGGCAUACAGAGUAACAACAAAGACAUCCCUUUCCAUGUUUCACAAAAAUGAAUUCUCUGUUAAAAGAAGAUUCAGUGAUUUCCUUGGCUUGCACAGCAAAUUAGCAACGAAGUACAUGCAUAUUGGUUACAUUGUGCCUCCUGCUCCAGAAAAAAGUAUUGUAGGCAUGACCAAGGUUAAAGUAGGCAAGGAAGAUUCUUCAUCUGCUGAAUUUGUAGAAAAAAGAAGAGCAUCAUUAGAAAGGUAUCUACAAAGAACAGUAAAACACCCUACCUUGUUGCAGGAUCCAGAUUUAAGGCAGUUCUUGGAAAGUUCUGAGCUGCCGAGAGCGGUAAACACCCAGGCUCUGAGUGGAGCAGGAAUAUUGAGGAUGUGAAACAAGGCUGCUGAUGCUGUCAACAAAAUGACAAUCAAGAUGAAUGAAUCAGAUGCAUGGUUUGAGGAAAAACAGCAGCAAUUUGAGAAUCUGGAUCAGCAACUUAGGAAACUUCAUGCCAGUGUUGAAGCAUUAGUCUGCCACAGAAAAG
Molecule: messenger RNA, 790 nt
Organism: Nipponia nippon (crested ibis)
Lineage: Eukaryota; Metazoa; Chordata; Aves; Pelecaniformes; Threskiornithidae
Source: RefSeq, a predicted model, not a curated record